AUGGUUCAAGAAACUUCUUCAAUCCCAAUUUUCUGAACAUAGCCAUCAACAUUGAUCAUGACCAUACAUCACACUGCUUGCUUCACGCUUCAGGUCGCCGGCCGGAAAAUGGCAAUGACGAGAGGCGGCGGCUCACUACGAAUGACGGUGGGAUCUGGCAGAGGAGAUCUGUGCGCAUGUGGUUUCGGCUUGUUACUCUUUUUAGGAUUAACUGCAUUUUGCCUUUGGUUAAGCCUGCGACCCAACGAACCCAAGUGCUCCGUCGCAACCUUCAUUGUUCCUGAACUGAACAAAACCUCAAAUGCAACUACCAACUCCGCCAUAAUCUUCAUGGUCGACUUUGAUAAUGGAAACAAGGAAUCUGGGAUUCGAUACGACAACGUCAACUUUACUGUCGGUGUUUUUCUUGAUCGGAAUAGCACCAAUCCGAUUGGUAGCUCCACCAUUGCCGGGUUCUAUCAGGGGCGCAAGAAGAAUGCGAAGAAGUGGAGCUCUGUUGAAACACAUGCCGGAGCACUUAACCGGACGGCGAAGAUGAACGGUAAAGCAUACUUCCGGGUGAAUUUUACGACGUCGGUGAAGUACAAGAUCAUGUUCUUUUACACAGCACGACACAGAUUAUGGGGAGGAGUUAAUGUAGCCGUUAAUGAUGCCGGCAUGAAAGAUGAGAAAGAUGAUAUCAGACUCGGACACUCCCUUCCGGUAAUUGUGUCUGGCGCAACCCAGCUGGCGACGGGCUGCUAUCUCUUACUUCUGGUUCUGGGUCUUCUUGUCCAUUUUGUACCUUUAGGUUUUUUCCUCUAG
Messenger RNA from Neltuma alba, 804 nucleotides. Its product is annotated as protein NDR1-like. Gene Ontology annotation, cellular component: plasma membrane; plasmodesma. The transcript is spliced from 3 exons. Lineage: Eukaryota; Viridiplantae; Streptophyta; Magnoliopsida; Fabales; Fabaceae. The record is from RefSeq and is a predicted model, not a curated record. Gene Ontology annotation, biological process: defense response to other organism.